AUGAACGCUGGAGCAAACCUUAUGGAGAAGGCCAUUGGCACAAAGCCCGUGGCCACAUCAACAGAAUACAAGCACCGCCCUGAUGGUGCCAAGAUGAAGGCUCUCCGCUGGCACGGAAAAGACAGUGUGGAGGUUGAAGAAGUGCCCGUGCCUGCCGUUACAGACCCCAAGGACGUUGUUAUCAAAGUUACUGGAACAACAAUCUGUGGAAGUGAUCUGCAUCUUUACCACAAAGAGAUCAUUGAAUUGAAGGAUGGUGAUAUCUUGGGCCACGAGUUUAUGGGAAUUGUGGACGAAGUUGGUCCUGAGGUCACAAAGUUGAAGAAGGGAGACCGAGUGGUCGCCAGUUUCCAGAUUGCCUGUGGCGAAUGCAAAAUGUGUAAAGAAGGUCUCUCUUCCAUGUGUGACGUCACCAACAAAUCCUCCGUCCAGGAAACUAUGUACGGCCAGACCUUUGCCGGCGUUUUCGGAUACUCCCAUUUCGCAGGAGGCUUCGCCGGUGGCCAAGCUGAAUACGUCCGCGUUCCCUUCGGUGAUAACAAUCUCCUCAAGAUCCCCGACAGCGUUCCCGAUGAGAAGGCCCUCUACCUCUCCGACAUUGUCCCCACCUCCUAUCACUCCGUCAAGUGCGCCGAUGUCAAGGGUGGCUCCUCCGUUGCCAUUUGGGGUCUUGGCCCUAUUGGGCUCCUCGCCGCCCGCUGGUCGCAGCUUGAGGGCGCCCGCCGCAUUAUUGGUAUCGACAAUGUUCCGGAACGCCUGGAACUCGCUAGGACAAAGUUGGGCAUUGAGACUAUUAACUUUGAUGAGACACCCGAUGUGGUUGGUGAGAUCUUAAAGAGGGAGGUGCACGGUGUCGACUGCAGUAUCGAUGCUGCUGGGUUCAGAUACGCGAAGGGGAUUGUGCACAAGGUACAGCGAGCGGUCGGGAUGGAGACCGACUCGAGCGAGGUACUGAACGAGUGUCUAAAGGCCACGAGGAAGUUUGGAACUAUCUCAUUGAUUGCGGAUUAUGCGGCGUACACGAACGGGUUCAACAUUGGUGCGUUGAUGGAGAAGGGCAUUACAAUGAAGGGUGCUGGACAGUGCCCCGUCCACAUGUACUGGCAUGACCUCUUGAAGAAGAUCGAAGAAGGUGUCUUUGACCCCACGUUCAUCCUCACCCAUCGCUUCAAGAUCGAUGAGUUCAAGGAGUUGUACAACGCUUUUGACAAGAAGGAAUAUGGAAUCAUGAAGACAUUCGUUGAGACCCGGUGGUCCAACCCUCCUACGACGGGAACACCGUCACUUGUUAGCUUGAAGGCUGGUAAUUAUUAG
Morchella importuna is the source of this 1314-nucleotide messenger RNA. RefSeq lists its product as uncharacterized. The transcript has 4 exons. Gene Ontology annotation, molecular function: zinc ion binding; oxidoreductase activity. NCBI's taxonomy places the organism in Eukaryota, Fungi, Ascomycota, Pezizomycetes, Pezizales, Morchellaceae. The coding region runs from base 1 to 1314 and encodes 437 amino acids. The record is from RefSeq and is a predicted model, not a curated record.